Octopus sinensis (East Asian common octopus) is the source of this 1427-nucleotide messenger RNA. Its product is annotated as calcium-binding protein P-like. NCBI's taxonomy places the organism in Eukaryota, Metazoa, Mollusca, Cephalopoda, Octopoda, Octopodidae. The record is from RefSeq and is a predicted model, not a curated record. Gene Ontology annotation, cellular component: membrane. Bases 403 to 1035 code for a protein of 210 amino acids. The transcript is spliced from 6 exons.
CAGAGACCAUAGUUCAAUAAUUUCCUAUAGGCCUAAACUGAAUGUAAUUUCCAAAAGUAGUUACUUACAUUCAAGCACCUUAUUUACACCUUAAAAAUACAUAGCAAAGCGAUAAGGAUUUUAAGCAUUGUAAAUACAGCUUUGUUUACGUGUAAGCUGUUCAUGAACAGCUGCAAUUGUAUUUCAUAAAGUAAACUGCUACACUCCAUUAAACCACCUGCCCACCUUAGUGACGUAACCUAUCACGUUGCUCGUAUAGUUACUAUUAAUUCUGCCCUCAAUUACCACAAAGUACAAUAAUAAUACCACUGCAAGUUAGGCGAGAAGGAUCGCGAACAUUUUCAGAUUUUACUAUUUAAGUCUUCUAUCGCUAGCUGCGCGAAGCAGCGGAGGUUCACACGUAUGGAAGCUAAAAACACAAAAACUAAGAUACCGAACGAUGAUCCACCAGGAUACAAUGAAAACCAUGAAAACAGAGAUGGUCUUCAGAAUAUUAUGGCACCUGUAAUUCCCGCAGAAACUGAAUAUCCACCAGGUUAUCCAUCACCACCAUCAGAUUAUCCAUCACCACCACCAGAUUAUCCAUCACCAUCGGGAUGUCCCCCACCUGGAUAUCCACCGCAACCUGAAUAUCCACCACAACCUGGAUACCCACCACAACCUGGAUAUCCACCACAACCUGGAUAUCCACCACAACCUGGAUAUCCACUGCAACUCGGAUAUCCACCACAAUCCGGACACAUGUCACAACAACAACAACAACAGCUUGUUAUCACACGAACCUACCAACCACAAUACGUUGAAAAUAAGGUGACUUCAGCAUUUCUUGUCACCCUUUUCUGCUUUUUCCCAACAGGCAUUCCUGCUAUUGUUUUUGCACAAAAAGCACAAACAAUGGCCCUAUCCGGUAAUAUAGAAGGUGCACAGGAAGCAAACGCUGGUGCAGGAAGGCUAAUCAAAAUAUCAAUGAUUGUUGGUUUUUUCAUUAUUAUGAUUUUAAUUAUUCUACGCUUUGCUGUGAUUAGAGGAUUGUGAGGAUAAGGAAAAUUGACAUUAAACGAAGAGGGACUUCUUUUUUUUAUUAUUUAUAUUUAAUUCUAAUCAGAUAAAAUAUUCUUAGCAAAAAUGUUUCAAAAUAUUGAGAAAUCCACACAAAUGAUGAUAUUUAAUACUAAGUUAUAUAAUUUCAAAUACUAAACAAUGAUAUAUUCUGAUCGGUGAAUUCUACAGCUCCAACUUGAUAGCAAGACCCUAUAAUAGAAUAACACUAUGAGAGUAUAAUGAUGUUCCUGAAGCCCUUGUACCGUUCCUUCCGGUCAAGAAAGGUGAUGUUGCAUCUUGCUUUUACUUAAAUGUUCAUUAUCAUAAUCUCAGCAACUACCAAAGUUUAAAGCUAUUUUAGAAGCAUAAAUGUUAAACGAACAAAA